UUAAGCCGUCGCGGGGAUUUGACCGAUUUGACCACGUUCAGAGCGACCAAUCGCUUCUUACUUAAUAGCCGCAUUAUGUCACUUUUUGAAUGAUUCUUUUCUGCAGUUAUUUAUUCAACCUAAUAUUUCAUUAUGGAUUUGCAUACGGUGAUAAACAAGAGCGAAGAUGAGAUGACACCGGAAGAGAAAUGGAGGAUGGAACACAUAAAAUUGCACGCAGAGCAUCAAGGCCACGAGUCGAUGCAUGCGGAGAUGUUGAUUAUUCUUCUGUUUACUUUAGUGGUAGCUCAGUUGGUCUUAGUCGAGUGGAAGAAGUUACAUUUUAAGUCGUUUCAGCUUAUUACAUUAAUAGCUAUGUGGGUAAUUCCACUAGGACUGUGCGUGAGGAGCCUCUGGUGGAGGUUCAUAUUUUUCUGGCUGCUAUUUUCGUGUAUUACUGGCCUCGUUGUCAGGAAAGCGAUACAAAAGCCAAUAGAAGUUACUACUCCUAGAUUAGUAUACAAAUGGUUCUAUUUUAUCUACAAAUUAAGCUAUACCCUAGGCCUUAUAGGGUACUGUAUAAUGAUAGCAACAUUUUUUGGCUUAAACCUCGUCUUCGACGUCAAAACCCCCGUGUGGAUGGACUGUGGUUUGCUCUUUGUAUUCUACGGUCUAUACUUUGGCGUUCUCGGAAGAGACAUUGCAGAAAUCUGUGCCGACAAGAUGGCGUCACAUAUUGGGUACUACACCCCAGGCAGUAUGCCCACGAGAACGUUAGAAAGCGGAGUAUGUGCAGUUUGUGGGAAUAAAUUACUGGUCUCGGAGCACGAAGAAGGCGUCAUAGAGAACACGUACAAGCUGAGCUGUGAACAUGUGUUCCACGAAUUUUGCAUCCGGGGAUGGUGCAUCGUAGGGAAGAAGCAGACGUGCCCGUACUGCAAGGAGAAGGUCGACCUGAAGAAAAUGUUCCGAAACCCAUGGGAACGACCUCAUGUACUCUACGGCCAACUUCUGGAUUGGCUCCGGUGGUUAAUGGCGUGGCUGCCUUUAAUCCUAUUUCUAGUACAAGGUAUCAAUUGGGCCCUGGGCCUCAAGUAAGUAACGUUGCCUUGGCUCCUCCGGAGCCGCGUACGAGCUCGCGUUUCGAGUACAUGCGAGACCAUCCCCUCGGUGCCCAGUUGUUUCAUUCACGGGACCCUCUCACCUGGGCCAGGGGUCCGAUCUCAGGGCAAAAGUACUCGUUCGCCCCUCUUCGGGGCAAACAAUAAUGCUUCGUUAUUAAGGCUCGUGUCUACCGGCAGGUAAUUUGCACAUCUCUUGCUAAAGCUACUUGCCGAUACCCAAUUUUACAGAAAAAUUGUUGCAAGUCUCUUCAGCGAGUACUUGCAAGGUUCCUAAUUAAAGUAAUUUCCAUUAUUGUUUCCACUUAGACUACAAGCUUGCGGCAAUUUUGUUACGUUUGGGGAUAUUAUUCUAUAUUGAGAAUGUUAGCUGCUGUUUUAAUUAUUAAAAAAAUGAGAGAAAGAGUUUGUAAGAAAAUAAACACCUGUCUACGCUACCAACAAAUUAGCAGCAAAAUCGUCGCAAGUCCUUUUAUCGAGAGGCUCUUUGCUAAUGUAAUUUACAUUACUGCGUACACUUUUUAUUACAAACUUAUGGCAAUUUUAUUAUAGUUGAUGAUAUUUGGUAUUGAAAUCUGCUGUUGUAAUUAUAACAAAAGGAGAUUACAAAGGGAUGGGAAUGAGACAAGAGAAUGCUAAUUAUGUGUAAAGUCGCCCUGAGAAGUUUAGGUACGUUAUGUUAUAUUGGUAAUUAAUCAGAUGCUAUUUUGGCAAGUUUGAUCUGCCCGUUGACACGAGCCUUUACUGUAUUGUGAUAACGCGUUUUCAUUGGGUAUCCGUGAGAAGGAUUCGCAAAGAUCGUCACUUCCGCGCGUCCGUACUUCGGCCCGAUACAGUAAGACCUGAGUUCGGACAGACAAGUGCCUACUUUUAAGCGGACCCUUCUGACGUCUUACUGUAUCUAGUCAUCAGUGUUAUACCCACGUGCAUUGACACUUUUUACCUUCGACAUCUUCCGCAGACUUGUCAAUUGCCCUUAGCGCAUCCUCUUAUGUCUCGUUUCCCUGUGCGCGGAGAAGCACGUGGAUCGGGCAACGCGGAAUGUCUUGGAGAUAACCAGAUAACAAAUUGAUGCAAAAUUUGCAUGAAAUUUGCCUGAUAAAACGAUCAUGAAAUGAGCCGUCAUUUGGAACUCAUACCUGCAGGAUACAAUGACGAACGAAAAAUACUUAAAUAUAAAACAAAGUUAAGAACAUGCAACGUCUCAAUGUUUGUACGCACGUGUGCAGUUAAAUUUAUCUCACACAUUGUUGAUAAACAAUUGCAGCGCCAGUAGUUCAUAUUUUAGUCAUGGCGUAACAAAUUUAUCGCAAAUUUUUGGUCAAAUUUAUCCUGCAAUAUGCGUACAUAUGUUGUACACAUUUCAUGCAGUAAAUGGUCUGCAAAUUGUUUGUAAACCGAUUUUCCUCAUGUAAUGAUUAUGAAUUUCUAUCUGGGUAGCUCAUUCCGCGUUCCGCGUCGAUUCCGUAUGCUUUCCGCACGUAUGGAAAUGAGCUCUUACUCGCCAAACUCGCGUCCCUCUUAGUUUUGACCAUUCGCAACUCAUUUGCGAUUAACUGAUUCAUCACCUUAAGGGGAUGUGAAAGCGGCACCUGAAGAGUCAAUCGUUCAUAAAGCUUUUCUCCAAACCUCGGU
Messenger RNA from Orussus abietinus, 2735 nucleotides. Its product is annotated as RING finger protein 121. Lineage: Eukaryota; Metazoa; Arthropoda; Insecta; Hymenoptera; Orussidae. The transcript is spliced from 7 exons. The record is from RefSeq and is a predicted model, not a curated record. The coding region runs from base 133 to 1077 and encodes 314 amino acids. Gene Ontology annotation, molecular function: metal ion binding; ubiquitin protein ligase activity. Gene Ontology annotation, cellular component: Golgi membrane; endoplasmic reticulum membrane.